GGCUCAGCAGCCUCUGUAACGGCACAGGGGAGCCCUUUAAGCCGUGCCUGGCUCCUUAUCAAAACCACACAGAGGCUGUCUGGGGCCUCCAUCAUGGGGAAUUCCCCUUCUCUGUGCCUAAAAGUAAGCUCAGCUGGGCCGGCCUUCCUGCAUUUGGGGAUUGCAGCCGGAGAGGCCUGGCGCAAAGGGCUCUAACCCCCGCCAGCCCCUCGGCAACCCGGCCGGGGAUGCCUGGCUAGGAAAUAGGCAACUGAAUGGCUGGCAUGGAAGGGAGAGGACCCUACCGCAUUUACGACCCUGGUGGGGGGACGGAGGAAAAUGAAUCCACUGCCUUUGAGCGGCUGAUGGAGGAAAAUGCCCGGCUGAAGGAGAAGAUGCAGGGGAUCAAGUCUAUUGGAGAGCUGCUGGAGGAGUCUCAGCUGGAGGCAUCCAGGCUGCGGCAGAAAGCUGAGGACCUUGUGAAGGACAACAAAAUGCUGGUGGCAUCGUCUUCCUUGGAGGACCUGGUGGAAACUGGAGCCAUCGGCCCUGAUCCCAGCUCCACGCAGGCCGUCCCGGGCAGCGCCCAGCCAGACAGGGAAGCACGAAAAUCUCCUCCAAGCGGAUCCUCCUCUGAGUUUGAGAUCGUCGCUGUGGAAGCGCAGGGGUUUCCUCAGGAGAUGGGGAGAGCGGACUUGGAGCAGUCACCGAGUGAGGACACCAACCUGCUGCCCCAGCUGCAGCAGCUGGAGAACACACUGAGCGGCUGCACCAAGGAGGCCAGCAAGGACCAGGUCUUUGUGCGCAUGGGCUACAUGGCCUCUGAGCUCAAGCGCCUGGCCUCCAAGGUGCACAAGAACGAGCAGCGGACAACGUUCCUGCAGACACUGUGUGAAACCCUGCACAGUGAGAACAAUGAGCUGCGAACCAAGCUGGAGCGGGACCUGGAGCAGAGAAAUCAGGCGCUGGAGAAGCUCAGGUGUGAGAACCAGGAGCUCCGGAGGAUGGUGAUGCUGAGCAGCCAGGACAGCGGGAAGAGGGAAGGUGCCGAGCAGCAGCAGCAGAGUGGGGCCUCGGUGGAGAAGGCGCCAGGCAGAGGAGAGCUGGAGGCCAAGGAGAAGAAGGUGAAGAUCCUGGAGCACCAGCGCAGGGAGCUGCUGGAGGUGAAUAAGCAAUGGGAUCAGCACUUCCGAGCCACGAAGCAAAAGUACGAGCAGAAGGUGACAGACCUGCAGCAGGAGCUGGCUGAGGCCCGCAGGGCACUGACUGAGCUGGAGUCAGAGCGGGAGCAAAAGCAACGGGAUUUUGACCGCAAGCUGCUUCUGGCCAAGUCCCGGAUUGAAACAGAGGAGGCAGAGAAGGAGAGGCUGGCCAUGGAGGUGAGGGACCUGCAGCAGAGGAUGCGGUUCCUGCAGGAGCAGCUGGCUCCAGUCACCAGGCAGCGGGAAUACCAGGAGAAGGAGAUCCAGAGGCUGAACAAGGCACUAGAGGAGGCGCUGAAUGUCCAGGCCUCCCCACCACCCAUCUUUGCCAGUGCUAUGGAGCCAGCUGGGAAGGUGCCACAGCAGGAGCUGCUGACCCAGAAUGAGCUCCUCAAGCAGCAGGUGAAAAUUUUUGAAGAGGACUUCCAGCGGGAGCGGAGUGACAGGGAGAGGAUGAAUGAGGAGAAAGAAGAGCUGAAGCAGCAGCUGGAAAAGCUGCAGAAGCAGUUGGUCCUGUCCAACAACCAGCUUCGGGCCUCCAAAGAGGACUGCCAGAGGGAGAAGGAGGAGAAGGAGAAGCUGAAGAAGCUGCUGAAACAGCACAAACAGGCUUCUGGAGAGAGGCUGCACCCUGAGCCACUGCCGGGGCCGCUGGGCCCUGCCUGCCCUGUGUACCAGUACCAGUACAGUCCCCCCAUGGCUCACCCCAUGUGCCACGGCUUUGAUGAGUGGCAGCAGAUCCGAUACCCGCCAGCGAUGCCGAGCGAGCACACGCCGGGACAAAACUUCCACCAUUUUCCCCCGCCCGAGUACCCUUGGCGCCCGCCCUGCGCCAUGGCUCGCAGCCAGAACGCCCAGGCCAUGGCUGGGGUGAAACAGGUCCCCAAGGACUUGGAACAGGGAGGUCCCAGAUUGCCCUAACAUCGAGGACCAGCUGCACUGUGGGACUGGCAGAAGAGGAGUAGGGUGUGUGUGUGUGCCCAUGUGUAUAUAUCGAGGAGAUUCCUCCAGCUACUUAACCCCCUGUGUGGACACAUGGUGGAUGUGGCUGCAACCAGGGCCUGGAGCGGCUUGGCUGUGCAUCCCCUGGGGAAGGUGUGAAGGAGGAACCUGAGGUGCCAUCGCGGUGGUGGCCAGCAUGGGGUCAACCCCCUGUGGCCAUCCCCUUCCCCGUGAGACAUCACGGCUGGUGUCCCUGUAGACCUAAGCCAGGUCUUCAGGGAAGAGGAGAUGGCCCUGGUCCAAGGGCUUCACUGUGGAUCUUGGUGCGGUUCAGCCCUGGAGCAGCAUGUGACAGCGGGGGAGCUCUCCCAGCUUGCAGGCGUGUGCCUGCCACAGCCACGGCUGAGAGUGGUUGGUGUCUUUGUAUUUAUUUAAGGACUGAAGUGUAA
Messenger RNA from Columba livia (rock pigeon), 2572 nucleotides. RefSeq names its product TNFAIP3 interacting protein 1 (gene TNIP1). Bases 255 to 2102 code for a protein of 615 amino acids. The record is from RefSeq and is a predicted model, not a curated record. Gene Ontology annotation, biological process: negative regulation of ERK1 and ERK2 cascade; regulation of transcription by RNA polymerase II; cellular response to lipopolysaccharide. Lineage: Eukaryota; Metazoa; Chordata; Aves; Columbiformes; Columbidae. The transcript has 18 exons. Gene Ontology annotation, molecular function: mitogen-activated protein kinase binding.